Molecule: messenger RNA, 2238 nt
Organism: Oldenlandia corymbosa var. corymbosa
Lineage: Eukaryota; Viridiplantae; Streptophyta; Magnoliopsida; Gentianales; Rubiaceae
Source: the annotation of a GenBank genome assembly
AAUCUAUGGACAUAAUAACUCUCAACUCUCAAAAUUAUAUGUUUUCUCGUACUAUUUUCCCUUGUUUUCUACACCUUGGCUUCUUGCUGUAUGUUCCGUGAAGAGAUUAUCUCCAUUCCUUGUUAUUCUCUUCUCGUUCUUCAUCUUAACUGUGAAGGUAAGCUUUAACAAGGGCAGCAAGCUAAUUAUGGACAUUAGUACUACCACCAUCCUGUCUUACCUCGUUCUGUAUUCGGUCAUCUGGCUCUGCUUUUACUUGCUCACCGGGAGAUUAAGGUCCGGCCGGAGAUCAAUUCGUAUUCCACCAGGGCCAUCCCAGAUUCCGCUUAUCGGCAAUCUCCAUCAAAUUGGUCAAAAGCCUCAUCGAUCAUUUGCACAACUUUCUAAAAUUUAUGGCCCUCUUAUGUCUGUUAAGCUAGGAACCAAGUUAACCGUACUUGUAUCAUCAGCUGGCGUUGCCAGAGAAGUGUUACAAACACAUGACCGGAUUUGCUCCAGCCGUCCUAUACCCAUGGCAGCCCGUGUACUAGAUCAUCACAAGUUCUCGGUGGGAUGGCUGCCGGCUUCGGCCCAGUGGCGAAACAUUCGAAAAAUGUGCCAAGAGCAAAUCUUUUCGACUCAGAGACUUGAUCGCAGCCAGGGUCUUCGUCAGGAAAAGCUGAAAGAAUUGGGUGAUUAUCUGCGUGAUUGCAGUAGGAUUGGGAAAGUAGUCGACAUCGGUGAAGCUGCUUUCACCACUUCUCUCAAUCUGUUGUCCAGAACUCUGUUUUCCAUCGAUUUCGCCAGCUACGAUACGGAUUCAUCUCAAGAACUCAAGGAGAUCAUGUGGGCUGUGAUGAAAAGUUUUGGUACUUCCAAUUUUUCUGAUUUCUUCCCCGUCCUUCAGCUGAUUGGUUUACAAGGAAUCGCGCGUGAAGCCAGGUUGAGCUUCGGGAAAAUGUUCGAUAUUUUCGAUCGUAUUAUUAAGAAACGGAAGCUUGACAGAGGAUUACCCUCAUCAGAGACGAAGAAGAAAGAUUUGUUGGAAGCCCUUUUGGAUGAAAACAUCAAGAAUGAGUCGGAAUUCAGCAUCAAUGUCCUCAAGCAUUUGCUUUUUGAUUUAUUAGUGGCCGGAGUGGACACAACUGCAGCCACAGUGGAGUGGGUAAUGGCAGAGUUACUGCGGAACCCUGAAAAAUUAGAAAUAACCAGAGAAGAGCUCAAGCGAGUUAUUGGAAAGAAAGAAAAUGUACAAGAAUCCGACAUUUCCAGGCUCCCAUACUUGCAAGCAAUCGUGAAAGAAACUUUUCGGCUUCAUCCGCCAGUCCCAUUGCUGAUGCCUCACAAAGCUGACGAAGACGUUGAGAUCAAUGGCUACACUGUGCCAAAAGACACACAAAUAUUGAUCAACGCAUGGGCUAUAGGCAGAGAUGAAGAGACAUGGACACAACCGGAAAUGUUCAUGCCGGAACGGUUCUUGGAGAGUGAAAUCGAUGUGAAAGGGAUGCAUUUCGAGCUGAUUCCAUUUGGUGCUGGGAGAAGAAUAUGUUCGGGACUUCCUCUGGCUUAUAGGAUGACACACUUGUUGGUAGCCUCUUUCAUUCAUAAUAUCGAUUGGAAACUUGAAGGGGGAAUCAAACCUGAGGAUUUGGACAUGGAUGAAAAGGUUGGGUUGACUGUAGAAAAGGCACUGCCUCUCAAAGCCAGUCCAACGUUGUUGUAACUUGUAAGUUGCAUGUGAGUGGAACAGCUUCCUGCUUUGAUGAUUUCGUCUCAAGCCUAUGAGUACUUUCUAAGCGAACUGCACACUUCGAUAAUACAACCAGUGUACAAUGACAGUACCAAUGGGUCGCUGAUCCACCAUCGAGUGUUUUACCUUAGGAUAGCGUACCCCAGUAGUGUUGUUUAAAUCGCAAGACUUGAGCUCUCUUUAUUGUAACCAAAAAAAAUAAAUAAAUAAAAAAAAAUACACGACUAGACCAUAAUUUUACUCAUAAAUGGAAACCUGAUUAAGAUUUGUCAAAUACUCUUUAAGUAGUGUCACAACAAUACUUUUUUUUUUGUGAUGGGGUCGAUCGUGUGAUUUCAAUACCAAGAAGGCAACAAAUUACUCUGAGAAAAAUAAAAUAAGGUUCCAUGUGUCUUAUUAAAUAAAUGACACAAAAAAAAUAUGCCAACUUGUCCCAACUUGCACUCCACAUAACUAGUCCCCACCAUAAGUGGCAUCUUAACCCAGCAAGCUGGUGCAGAGUACAGAGU